CUCAAAGUCGCUCGCCUCUUACAUGACCCGCCACAAGGCAUUGAAGCGCUCGCGCCUCAUUCCUAUCUUGUCCGGCGCUUCGCCAGUCAGCGCGGAUGCAGUUCUUCCCAUGGAGCUGUGGUAUAUCGCGCUGACGUAUUGUCUCCCCGCAGCUCUUCUUGCUGCCAGAGGUGUUUGCCGCAUUUUCCGUAGCAUCAUCGAUGCAAGGCUGCUUUUCUACUGCAUGCAUAUCGUACGUCGUACGUAUAGGGAGGGAGGGACGAGACGUAGCACUUGCACGGUGGUGGAACUUCGAGAUUAAGAUCGAAUCAGCGACGCCGCGGGGAUGAUCGCCUCAGACUAUCGUAGUAUUCUAGUAUCUAGUACAUAGAAAGUAUCGUUCAGGCUGGGGUUUUUCCAUCAGCAAGGUACUCGCGGGUCGAAGGAAAGAUACGCACCCGAAGAUUGGCCUUCCC
This is a messenger RNA of Schizophyllum commune H4-8, 455 nucleotides long. RefSeq lists its product as uncharacterized. Gene Ontology annotation, molecular function: protein binding. The coding region runs from base 23 to 301 and encodes 92 amino acids. Lineage: Eukaryota; Fungi; Basidiomycota; Agaricomycetes; Agaricales; Schizophyllaceae. The transcript has a single exon. The record is from RefSeq and is a predicted model, not a curated record.